GAGAUAAGACCUAUUUUGGAUAAAUUUGAAUGAACCUAAAGCCCGCUUGGUUGCCAAAACAAAGCGAAUAAUCGCAAAUACCUUGGAUGUACUCAAUAAAAUGAUGUUCAUGUGCCUUAAAAUAUAUUUCGAUUUUUGUGGGAACGACAAUUGUGCUUUUGACGCUUCAGUCAAAAUCGUUUAGAAAGCUAGAUGUCUCUAAACUUGUACUUUGGCUCAGAGAUAUACAUAUAUAUAUUGUAUACUUACCAAAUUAAGCUGCGUGUCCAGGGAUGUCUUCUUUGAGGACAGCAGGUGCCGCCGUCUAUCUGCAAAUCAACUGCCGACAGUGAAUAGGAAAAUGCCACCGAAGCACGGAGAUGGAGCCCCCACUGAUGGGGACGACCCCGUGGAGCUGGCCAUUAUGAUCCUGAAAGCAGAUCCCCGAUACCGCAUUAAACCGAUACAGCAGGUCGUGUCUGCGCUCCUCGGUGGCCUCCUUACCACCUUUGUUGUGACCCCGCUUGAGGUGGUGAAGACGCGGGUGCAGACGCAGCAUGCUAUCCGCCAGAGACCUACGGUCUCUAAACUCUGCUACGUCUUCCACAACGGCCUGAUGACGCAUGUGUGCCGUUCUAGUGACCUGUGUUAUCCGAAGUCGGGUCGAAUUCCCCACAAUUUGCGUCCGCCACGCGGCUCCAUGGACGCUUUUGUCAAGAUCCUUUGCAGUAGUGGCCUGGGUGGUCUAUGGGCCGGCCUCAGUCCCACUCUCGUCUCGGCACUGCCCUCCACGAUCAUCUACUUUCUGACGUACGAGUAUCUCAUGAACUCUCUGUCCCAUUUAUACCUGUUAACGCGCAUGAGCGCCAGCAACUUGAAUAUAGACGACGCUCCGUACAGGGAAUCAGAGCCUGGAGCUUUCGGCGGGGAUCCCUUGGACGCCCCGAAGCGCCCAAGAAAUGUAAACGCUCCGACAUCCGUAUCUUCAGUCGUCCCCUACUACGUACCGAUGGCCUCGGGCAUCUGUUCGCGAACCCUGGUAGUCACUGCCAUCACGCCCAUUGAGAUGGUGCGCAUCAAGAUGCAGUCGGAAUACAUGACCUACUCGGAGCUGUGGCAGGUGCUGCGCACGCUCAUUCGGCAGCACGGCGUGAUGGGGCUCUGGCGUGGUUGGCCGCCCACUGUGAUGCGGGACGCUCCCUUCUCCGGCACUUACUGGGCAGCCUAUGAGGCGAUGAAGCGUGCCUUCUCCGAAAGGGAGCCCUCAUUCCUCUUCAGCUUCCUUGCGGGCGCCGUUUCCGGAGCGGUGGCCACUUUAGUGACCAUGCCCUUUGAUCUGGUCACUACCCACACCCAGAUCGAGCUGGGCCAGAGCGUGCUCUGCGAGAAGAUGGGCACCAAGAGCACUGGUGGUAUUGGCACUGGCUCUGCGCUCAAGGACAGGCCACGACAUAGUCCCAAUACUCUAGGCAAAUCUUCGGUGUUCUCCCGCCUGGGACAAAUCUACCGGCGGCAGGGCGUCCGAGGACUCUAUGUUGGGGUCAUGCCGCGUAUGCUCCGCGUGGUCCCCGCCUGUGCCAUAAUGAUCUCAACCUUCGAGUAUAGCAAGUCGUUCUUCUUUCACUAUAACAUGGAUCUCCAGGAAACAGCCUACCGACGAAACACCUAGCGAAGAAACUUGUGCUUCUACAACAACAACAACAACAGCAG
This is a messenger RNA of Drosophila serrata, 1689 nucleotides long. It is a transcript of the gene Tyler, whose product is annotated as tyler. Gene Ontology annotation, biological process: mitochondrial transmembrane transport. Gene Ontology annotation, cellular component: mitochondrion. The record is from RefSeq and is a predicted model, not a curated record. Lineage: Eukaryota; Metazoa; Arthropoda; Insecta; Diptera; Drosophilidae.